This is a messenger RNA of Fibroporia radiculosa, 4338 nucleotides long. RefSeq lists its product as uncharacterized. The transcript has 7 exons. Gene Ontology annotation, molecular function: protein binding. The coding region runs from base 1 to 4338 and encodes 1445 amino acids. The record is from RefSeq and is a predicted model, not a curated record. NCBI's taxonomy places the organism in Eukaryota, Fungi, Basidiomycota, Agaricomycetes, Polyporales, Fibroporiaceae.
AUGGAUGAAGACACCGAAGUUCUCGACUGGGGCCAAGAAGACGACGAGCAGAAUCCUCAACGUCCGUCAGCUGAUGGCUGGCGCGACCCUGAGGACGCGGAAGAUGCAGUUUCGCUGGGUGGCGACGACGACGACAUGCAAGACUUCUAUGCCUACCAGACGGCCGACCAGGACUCGUCAGCGAAAAGCCAGCAUAAGCCGCCUUCAGGUCAGCAUCUGCACCAAAACAGGCGCGACCACCAACAGGAUUUCUCCGGUGGCUCCCCAAACAAGAUACCGACCCACUCUCAAGGCUCUACCUCUCCUAGCCUUCAACGCGCUCAGUCCCUUGGAAAGUUAAUACAUGCUCUUCCUCCAAAACCUGUUGUUGCUGUUGCUCCCUUUAUUCACACGUCUCCAACCCAGACUAGCACUCUCGCAAGCUCUAUGGUACAAAGGGAUAGGCGUCCAAACGGCCACGGGAAAGCCGGUUCUACAGGUAACAGUGAUGCGCUGCCGCCCGAUUGGGAAAUUAGAUACCCUCGAGAUGGAGCGGCGGAACAGUAUUAUUACAACGUCAAAACGCACGAGUCGACCUGGACUCGACCUGGAUCGGUGAGCCGCAAAUCCUCUCCAUCGAAAGAUAGAGAGAACGGCAGCGUGCACGUCAGAGAAAGCAGGUCACCCGGACCGAGCGAGGCUCAAGCUCCAGCUCGAGUACGAGCACAUUCAAUCGAGGGGCAUGCCACAGUGCAUCCUAAUCGCAAAGACCCUAAGGAAGCAAUGUCUCUUGCUGAGCAGCUUUCUUACAAGGACCGUCACUAUCGCCCAGGUAGCGAAGGGAACGAUACCAGCGAGAAAAGGGUUGGCCGCCCAUUUCUCCCUGAUGGUCCUUACCGAGCAACAUCACCGAGAUUGCCAACCGACCGGCGCCGCUCGCGGUCUUUCACGCCUCCGCCGAAAAGAGAGCAUGUUGAUCGUCCAACUCGAAGGGAACUAUCACCACCUCGGCUGCCGCUCGAACAUGAAAUUCGGUCGGACUGGAGCCCUCAGCACAUCCUCCUGAUGAUCGUGCCCGCAAACGUGUUGAAAAUAUGGACGUCGAUGCACCCUCUCAUUCUCGCCACAAUGCUCACGAGUGGCCGGCCCCAAGUACGUUAUUCGCCUCAUUCCCCUGCCCCAUAUCGGCGUUCGUUCUCCUCCCGAGGUGGAGGACGUGUCGUAGUGGACGUCUCGAGAAGCCUUGGGAGUCGAGAUUCGCUGUUCCCGUUCAGCCUCUUCUGUACUCGACACAAGGACGCUCAUGAUGGCCCCUCUUUUUUCUUCCCUUUAUCCUGCACCCUCUUUGAUACUUUCCCCUAUUUUUCCUUUCAUAUUGCAGGACAUAGGUCACCGCGUCCUCGUGUACGCGAUUUCUCGCCUUCAGGGUCAAGGCGGUUUACUCAGGACAAAGACACUUCUGGACUACCACCUCCGAUGUCCAAUGCUUCUGCACCCGGUGGCUUUAGGCAGACCAGUCGAUACGAUCGACCUACUAAUUUCGCCAUGCCUCCACCAUCACAAAGCUAUUCGCGGGAGGAUGCAAUAUACACACGCACCGACUCCGUUCCUCAAAGAAGGGGACGAGAUGAUGGCGCUGAUUCAAGUUCUGAAUCUGAAUCAAAGAGAAGGCGACUCGACGAACGACUGGCCGAUCCUCCUUCGCGUCAAAUGUCAAUGUCGAAUACUGCUGCCCCUCCUGGCUUGCCUGAGCGACCAGUGCCCUCCUCGUUUCCGCCGCCUGUGAAUCAGAUCGAUCAGUCACGUUCCCGGAAACGACCACCUCUUCCACCGCAGAGCGCUCGCUUCCGCGAGGUAGCCACUCGACCAGAUUCAUUCCCACCGCCUUCACCGGGUACAGAUUCUGGCCGGGAAUCGUUCACUGAACCUUUGUCUAACAGUAAUGUUCCACCGAGAUUUGCUGAUACUCCCAGUGAUAUGUCUUCCUCUCGACGUCCGUUUCCUCUAUAUUCAACUCGUGAUGUCGAGCCGCAUGUACCAAACAGGCCUGCUGCUGUAGCAGCCCGUCCUGGCAGCCGGUUUGAUCAUCCGCCACAUGGCCAAGCACGCGAUUAUCCUCCGCGUGCAGACCGUGAUAAUAUGGAUGUUGACCCUCCGUCUAUCAGAGCGCCCCCCUCGCGUCCCCCUGAAGGUCCUGCUAGGGCAGGUCCAGCUAUGUAUGCUGAUAGGUUAGGGAUGGACGUGCAGGCUGAUCUGCCCCCGAGGGGCCCUCGAGCCAUGACAAACAAAACCAAUCCGCCGCCUUCAGCAUCUCCGCAAACAUCGCCCUCUUCGACCUACCCAAAUUUGCGGCUAGGGCAUUUUCAGGAGCCUCCUAGCACUUUGUCGAGAGGGCGUAUGCGCCCAUCUCCAUCGUCGCACACAGGCAAUGAGGGAUGGACAGAACGACGGGAUCGUCAGGAUGGCCCAACGCAGUAUGCGGCAGGCUCAACCUCCAGUCCCCACUUCUAUUCACGGCGACUUGACGACGACAGGACAGCUUCUUUUGAUCAUCUUGAGGACAGGCGUGUAAGCACCAGGAACGUGAAUGAGUCGACUCUUCAGGACGCACGACCCCGCGACCCAUCAAUGCGCUAUCCUCCUCGUUCUGCCGAUACAGCUCUCGCCCCGCAAUCUGCGCCGGUAGUGGGGAAUAAGAACGAAGAUCGUGACCUUCUACCUUCGCCUAUCUCACAACAUCGACCGCCAAAUGGUCCUCCUCGAGGACGUGCGGAAGGUGGAGGUACCGCCAGUCGCGAUGAGUUUGGACGUAUGGGGCCACCUCCGUAUCCGGUCACUGGAUCUGCUUCUAGCAAUUCUUAUCGGCCAUCCCCUUCCGACAAUGCUGCUUCUGGACGCCAUCGGUCUCUCUCAAAUGUAGAUAGAGAUGAACGCCCCCAGCGAUCUCACCCUCGAAAUGCAGAUGACUAUCGAGGAAGUGGACCCCCUACCUCUGUACGGAGCAACUCGGUCUAUGAACCAGUGGAACGCCCAGCUCGUCAAACUCGAUUCGGACCGAAGCGCGAACCUUCGCGACCUCCCCCGUCGGAUCCAGUCGAAGAACCUCGCGUGUGGAUCACGAGAGAAGAAGUUCAGUCUCGCGAAAAUCGCAGCAGAGAAGUACAAUCUGUGGAUGGGCCUCAUAUCCCCCAUGACGCUCGUUCAUCCCGAGGCGACAACGCUCCUUGGCAGGCAUCUGAGUCUGCUGCGCCUUACCGAUACAAUAAUCCUUCCAAUCCAAACCGACAAAAUUUGGAGACACGGUUGACUCCUGCUGAGGAACCUUCUCGAUCACGAAGAUCGGACUUUCCAUCAACGGAGCGAGGACGAGACCGUGCAAAUUCUGUAGAUACGCGCCUCCCAAAUCGACCUCCGACUCUCGAGGGUAGAAUCAGUUCGCAUUACGAUAGGUACCCGGCAGAGGGUCCGUACCGUGGUUCCAAUGAGCCGUCCUUGCUAAUUCCCUCGAGACCUCGCGAUCAGAAUGCAUAUUCUGCUUCGACAUCUCGUCCCGACCACCGUGAUCCAAGGGAAGCGCCGCCUUUGAGCAAUGUCGGAGGACGGAGCUGGGACCGCGCUGAUCCGGGUGGAUUCAGAGAGCCAUCUCCCUCCGGGCCACUUACUUCAGAUCAUCCGCGACCACUACGUCCCUCGCCCGCAUCUACUCCCUUUGCGGAUGAGGACUUGAUGAGACCAGCACCACCGGGGCGCAUACUUCACUCAGAUCGUACAAGGCCACCCCGUCCCUCAUCUGGCCAUACUCCUUCCGUAGACGAGGACUUAGUGAUGAGAUCGGCACUACCGGGGCGCAUACCUCAUUCAGACCGUACACGGCCACUCCGUCCUCCACCUGCACCAACUCCUGUUGAUGAAGACUCAUUCAUGAGAACGUCGAAACCGGUGCGCAUUCGUCGCCCGCCACCUGCGCCCACGAAGCCCUCGCAUGAUAGUCCAGAAGGGGACGAAACAAACAUGCCGAGGGAAAGCGCGCGAGAUGAUCGUCCAGUUGAACCAGUUGAAGCUUACUCUGAACAGAUGAGCUCUCGACCCAUGAUGGCAAGACGGGGAGGUUCUCUCUUGGACAGACUAUCGCUGAAUGACCUUGCGCCGCCUCCUGGAGAUGGCCCAUCCCCCUCCCUAAGGGAUAGGGUCGAGAUAUACUCGAAUGGGCCGAACGAUGACAUGGAUGUAGCGCGGGAAGACGCUGCCUUGGACGUUGAUCUCGACAGUAGUAUGGGAGAUUCAUUGCGAGGGAUGAGAGGUGGUAAGAAACGCAGCCUGAAGCCGAAAAGGGGCAGGAGAGGUGGACUGCUACCUUGA